Ostrinia furnacalis (Asian corn borer) is the source of this 2746-nucleotide messenger RNA. RefSeq names its product venom carboxylesterase-6-like. Bases 1152 to 2537 code for a protein of 461 amino acids. The record is from RefSeq and is a predicted model, not a curated record. NCBI's taxonomy places the organism in Eukaryota, Metazoa, Arthropoda, Insecta, Lepidoptera, Crambidae. The transcript has 4 exons.
UCAACAUUUACAACGUAUUUAAACUUAAUGUAAGUGCUGCCUUAAUUAUAGAAUUAAAGUUAUUAAAAAUUCUUCCGCGAUUUUGAAAUGAUUAUUCAUGAGAUCGAGAUUCUAGAAAAAUAACGCGAAUUAAAGUGUUUUGGACUUUGAACAUGAUGACAGAUAGCUCAACAUUGUUCGAUCAGUGUAAUUUUAAUUUUGUGCUGUCAUCGUAACUGUGUACAGAAGUAAUUGGAAAUCACUAAUAACCCACUUAUGGUCCGAUACAAAUACUGACAUUGUGUAAGUAACCUUUGGACUUGACUUCAACUAACCCAUUGUUUUAAUUACUAGUUUUACGCAAGCUCGUAUUUAAAAAAAAAUCUGGUACCUAAUUGGCAUUAUUAUUUUUGUGAUUGAAAGACAAAUAAUUACUUUGACACUACUCAAAAACUGAAUCAUUUUGAGCGAGCUUAUGACUCUUAUUGUUUACCUCAAGAUGAAGCGUUGGUAAAGUAGCCAAGUUAGCCAAAACUUCAUGAAUAUUCCCAUGAUUUAAAUAACUGGCCACGCCGGUAGCCGUUAACAAGAAACCAAUUUUAGAUUUUGAACUUUGGACAUCAAUUUGUUUUCGCGCUAUGACGUCACGAUCGAUCAACCUUUUUACAAAUAUAAUUAUUUAAGUUGCGAAUAUAAAGAUAUCUGAUUAUAAAUAGAAAGAACUUCAAACAGUCAAGACAGUCAGCAUCUUGGCGAGUCAAUCAAACGUUUAUGCAAAUCAUUAUGGCGGAUAAAUGCCAUUGAUCGAGAACCAGUUAAUGUCAGUGAUUGCACCAAUAAAUUAUAAAUAAGGAAACUGUAGUGAACUUGACAGUGAAAUUGUGUAUCAAUCGCCAUGAGGUUCUUAAGUCUGAUAUUUUUCUAUACUUUAGCGACGGGCAAUUUUGUGCAACUUGCUAUCGUUAGAGUCAAUGAGGGACUAUUGCUGGGUGUGCGAAAAAAGCUGUCCACUGGUCUAGGAGAAUUACUACAGUUUCAAAGGGAUUCCUUAUGCUAAAGCACCAGUUGGAGACUUGCGAUUUAAGGAUCCCAUACCCAUCAAACCAUGGAGAGGCGUGAAAGAGGCAAUAAUACACGGUUCACUUUGCCCUCAAUUUUCUAGAGUAGUCAAUAUGUAUGUCCCUGGUAGCGAAGAUUGUCUGUAUUUAAAUGUUUACACGCCAGACUUGAAGCCAGAAAAACCUCUCCCAGUAAUGUUUUACAUUUAUGGAGGUGGCUUUGUUAGUGGAUCAGGAAACUCAUAUGUAUACGGCCCAGAUUUUAUUGUUGAAAAGAAUGUCGUUUUGGUAACUAUUAACUACAGGGUCGAUGCUUUGGGAUUCCUUAACCUGGACACGAAGGAUGUUCCGGGUAAUGCUGGUAUGAAAGAUCAGAGCCUUGCGUUAAAAUGGGUUCAUGACAACAUCCAUAAAUUCGGUGGUGAUCUGGACAAAGUGACCAUUUUUGGAGAAAGCGCAGGGUCAGCGUCAGUGACUUAUCAUUUACUGUCACCAAUGUCUAAAGGAUUAUUUAAACGAGCUAUAGCUAUGAGCGGCGUUACAUUUUGCGAGUGGGCCAUCAGUUACGAGACCGCAAAACGAUCUUUUGCACUUGGAAACAUGUUGGGAAGCAACACGACCGAUCCAAACGAAAUGUUGGAGUUCCUGCAAAGGCAACCCAUUUUGAAAUUAAUUCACAAGUUUCCUACGGUCAUGCCAGUUGAAGAAAACUGGGCUAUUGGGCUGAAAAUGUCGCCGUACGUACCUGCUCCCGAAAAAAACUUUGGGCAAAAACGAUUUUUAGUGGAGUCCGCGACUGAGAGUCUUAAAAAAGGAAAAAUUAAUCCAGUAGACCUGAUGAUAGGAUACACCAGUUUGGAAUAUUUGUAUCAGUUACGUAGACUCGGCAAUUCACUAGAAAGGUACAACAAUAUGCGCGAAUUAUUGAUACCUCGUGAAAUUACAUAUUACGGGCGAAAAAAUAUUGACAAGAAUGCAUUAGCAGCGAAAAUAUCCGAACAAUAUUUUGGUAAAAGGGAUAUCAAUAACGAAACAGUUAAGGAGUUCCUUGACUACCAAAGUGAAGAAAUAUUUGUGUACAACAUAAACAGGUUUUUAAGGCACCUGCCAAAUGGGAAUAAAAAGUUCUUGUACAAAUUCUUCUGCAUAUCAGAAAUAAACAAAUACACGCCCGACGGAGAACUGUAUGGAAUAACUGGAGUAGGACAUACGGAUGAUUUGCGAUAUGUCUUUGAUAUCCAACUUGGCAACCAAACAGUUGACGUAUCAUCAGAAGCUUACAGACUUAUUAAUCAGACAGUCACAUUAUUUACAAACUUUGCAAAAUAUGGAAACCCGACUCCAGAAGAUUUCCUGGGCGUGACAUGGCCAGAGUACGACAAUGCUUCGAAGCAGUACAUGGUCAUUAACUCCACCCUGCGCGUUGACAUCAACCCUGACGCUGGAGCCAAUGCUUUCUGGUCGAGCAUAUACGAGGAAGGUGGCGUGGAACUGCCUUGAAAAGACUAAUCAUCAUCAUCAUCAUGUCAGCCAUAGAACGUCCACUGCUGAACAUAGGCCUCCCCUAAUGCUUUCCACAUUGAUCGAUUGGUAGCGGCCUGCAUCCAGCGCUUCCCUGCUACCUUCACGAUGUCGUCGGUCCACCUUGUAGGUGAAGAGACUAAUACUGACUGUGUAGUCGAUAAAAUUCGCUUCUAAGAGAAAACCAC